This is a messenger RNA of Mesorhabditis spiculigera, 882 nucleotides long. The record is from the annotation of a GenBank genome assembly. Lineage: Eukaryota; Metazoa; Nematoda; Chromadorea; Rhabditida; Rhabditidae.
AUGCAACUCCUGCACAAGUGCCGAAUUCGACUGCACGUUCUGCCCAAACUGCUUGGAGUCGAUGCACAACAGCGAGGCGCGGAUGAAGAAGAACCGUUGCUUCGCCUGUACGGCGUGUCCGCGUUGUGCGCGGCCAAGUUUUCGGAUCGCCACGGCUUGCAAAAGUUGUACCAGGCGCGCAAGAAGGCGAUCGAAGGUCCGCAAUAUACUGUGGAAGCCCAUGAGGCCACCGCUGAGGUCCCAGAUGACUUGAAUGAGAUUCUGGCCUCGAAAGCGACUUCAACAAUGCCUCUAGCGGCCGCGCUUAGCCAGAAUGUUUCGGGAGUUUCCACCGAGCAACCUGUACGCAUUCCUAUGGCGGCCCGAAAGGCUUUAAGGUGCAACGAAUGCGACUACCACAUCAAGAAGCUCGAAUUCAGCGCCACGACGACCCGCUACAAAAUUGGGUUGUUUGCAAGGAACGUCAUACCGGAGCUGCGUUUAUCCCGCCCCGCUGACAUUGAGCUGGGGCGCGAGGCGUCGAUCUUCCUCACCAUCCAGAACCACACUGAUUCGACGACACAGUUGAUGAUCAUGCCCGACCCUCAAGAAGAUUUGGUAGAGAACGUUACUGACGUGAUCGCGCUCACGAUGCAAUCUUAUGACAACAAUGCUGGCGUACUGAGCGGUGAUGAGAAGAAACAGGAAACGCCGUCGCAUCCCCGAGUUGUUUUUACCAAGCGCAACCGCACUGGGAUUCGAUUGGACGUCUUGCGAAAGGACGACUCCAUCAAGAACGUGCUUGGCCUGCUACUGAAGUACAAGAAUACAUCAUCGACGGCAGUGAAUAGUGAUAAGCCGGUAUCUUGGAAUGUCGUGCGGGUUCGUAUCACCUUGGACGUU